Molecule: messenger RNA, 654 nt
Organism: Chenopodium quinoa (quinoa)
Lineage: Eukaryota; Viridiplantae; Streptophyta; Magnoliopsida; Caryophyllales; Amaranthaceae
Product: U4/U6 small nuclear ribonucleoprotein Prp31 homolog
Exons: 1
Coding region: 1-654 (217 amino acids)
Biological process (GO): spliceosomal tri-snRNP complex assembly; mRNA splicing, via spliceosome
Cellular component (GO): U4/U6 x U5 tri-snRNP complex; precatalytic spliceosome; U4 snRNP
Source: RefSeq, a predicted model, not a curated record
AUGUUAGAUAUUGCACCUAAUGUUUCCGCUCUGGUUGGGAGUGCCACUGCGGCUAAACUCAUUGCUGAUGCUGGUGGUUUAGUCGAGUUAGCUAAUCUGCCAGCUUGUAAUGUUAAACUUGUUGGGGCUCAAAAGAAAAUUUUAGCAGGUUUUUCAAGUGAUCAGCUUCGUAUUGGUUAUAUUGAACAAACAGAUUUGUUUCACAGUACACCUCCCUCUUUAAGAGGGCAUGUGUCUCGUGCACUGGUUGCAAAGUUAUCCCUUGCAGCUCGAGUGGAUGUCGUGAAAGGAGACUCAACGGGACAAAUUGGAAGGAAAUUCCUCCAAGAGGUACGAAAGAAGAUUGACAAGUUGCAAGAACCUCCAACAGCAGCUAAGAUACACAAGGCUCUUCCUGUGCCUUACGAUUCAAGAAGUAAAAAGAAAAGAGGAGGAAAAAGGCUAAGGAAUGCAAAGGAAAGAUAUCGAGUAACAGAGAUGAGACAAUUAGCUAAUAGGGUGCAAUUUAAUGUGCCUGAAGAGAGUUCACUGGGUGAUGGGUUGGGUGUAGGGUAUGGUAUGUUUGGUCAAGAUGAAUGUGGAAAGUUACGCGUGUCUGCUACUCCAACCAGGCUUAAACUUUCCAAGACGUACAAAAGCAAGUUAGCAUACUAG